AUGGCUAGCAGCCAUGAUGCACUCGAGUUGGAGAGCGAGAGCGAGAAAUUUAGGAAUUUCUGGACGAAGAAGGAUCAGAAGAACUUCGCAAUUUUUUCAUUUGAGGAAUUUGAGAAAAGCAUCGGAGAUUUACAAACGAAGCAGCACUCCCAGCGGCGGCUCCAGGACCCUAGUCGCAUGGGGCCCUUUCUCAAAGCGCUAGACCAGUACAGAGAGGUGGUUGAAGAAUUCUUCCCGAAGAGUGACAUCCUUCCCUUUCUCUGUUUAGCUGAUGAGUACGAGAAGGCCUUCGAUGGACUCCUGGAUCUAUACAAACGUGUUGGCGAGGGCCUUCCCCUACUCUCGCAGUACAAAGGGGUCUUUCAUGCAAAACCUCACACAGUCAGAGUUCUGUUGUAUCUGUAUAAGGACAUACUUCAACUACAUCGGGACAGUCUGAUCUACUUUCGACAGCCAAAAUGGAAAAGCCUGUUCGAUGAAACAUGGAAGACAUACAGCUCCCGGUUUGACAGCCUCAUUCUCAACCUGGCCCGACAUGGAAGCUUGAUCGAGAAGGAGGCAAACCCCUCCGAAAUCGAUGCGGAGCUCAGUCUAACGGCCCCUUCUUCAUUGGACAGCGAAAUGCGGGUUGAAGACUUAACACGUUUAAAUGUAGUGUACAAUUGGCUGCGACCAGCAAAUGUUGCGAAUGACCAGGACCAUUUUUCCCAUAUUAGAUCCGAGCAUGGUGACACCGGACGGUGGCUCUUGAACAAUCCGUCCUUCCAGCGUUGGUUCGAUCGGAAGUUUCCUGAGAUCCCACCUCUGCUGUGGCUCAGGGGUAUACCUGGGGCAGGAAAGACCAUCCUUGCUUCGCUGAUUGUUGAAGAAGCCCAAAAGCUCACGCCAACCCCGACAGUGUUAUUCUUCUACUGCAAAUACCAAAACCCCGAGAGAGACAAUUUCCUUGCAUUAGCUCGAAGUUUGCUUGCGCAAUUCCUGAAACAAAACCCAGGACUAUUGCUGCAAUUUUAUCAGAAGUGUUGCAAUAGUGGCGAAGCGUUACUCACUUCACAGGCGCUAGCUAGAGAGCUCCUGGAUCUCGCAUUCAGCAAUUGCAACAGCGCGUACAUCAUCCUCGACGGUUUGGAUGAAUGCGAACGAGGGGAGCGCAAAUCUAUUACCAAGUGGUUCCGAACCUUGGUCGAAGAUCUUCCAGCAGAGGACCCUGAUAGAUUCCACUGCCUGUUUGUUAGUCAGGAUGACGGCAUUGCCCGAAAAGACUUGUCAGGCAUAGAGACUGUCACGAUUCGAGUUGGCGAUAACCAGCCGGAUAUCCAUAGGUACAGUCUGGUGGAGGCCGGGAGGCUCAAAGAACGCCUUGCACAGUUCUGUGAGCUGUCAGAUGAAAAGUUAGGCUGGAUUGCUACUACCGUAGCGAAGUCCGCAAACGGCAGGCUCUAUAACGUUUACCCAGUAUGCAACUACAGGCUGACGAACAAUAUAGGCAUGUUCCUUCUUGCCAAAUUAGUAUGGAUUAAUCUGGCCCAAGUGACUUCAAUGCGACAACUGAAUGAUGAACUUGACAUUAAUGUGUUCCCAAAGGGGAUCGAUGAAGCGUACCAACGCAUCAUGGAGAGAAUGGAGCAGCAGUCCUCUGCUGUGGCAAUGAAAGAUACCUUGAUGCUGCUUGGAUGGCUUGUGUGUGCCAAGAGACCUCUCAAAUGGCACGAGAUACAAGGUUUGAAAUCAAUCAAUCUGGAGGACCAAUUAGUGGACUUUGGACGUGAAGGUUUUGUGGUAGCUCCCAAAGAUCUCUGCGGGUCAUUGGUUGAAGUCAGGUCCGACGGAACCCUAGAGUUCGUUCACUUGACUACUAAACUAUUUUUGGCAAAGGCAGGCCACAUUGACCCAGCGGCCGAAGAGAUCAAGUUGGCAUCCCUCUGCAUCGAUUACCUGAAUCUUCCCGCCUUUCUCGGUCCACCCACGGAGCGAGGUGUCCUAAAUGGCGAUUACGUAUUUAUGGACUACGCUGUUUUAUAUUGGAUCCGGCAUCUGGAAGCGGGUGCGGUCCGAGCAGAGGGUAAGGACCAGCUCAUGAAGGAUCUCGCUGAAUCGUUAGAAAUCUUUGUUGGGUUUCACUGGGCUUCCCCGCGUGCGACAUUGGAAGUGUCGGACCGAAUUCACAAGAGGCUACAGUUCUUCCAAAACCUAUCCUUCUACGACAAACUCGCCCAAACGGUAGUCUCAGCCAGGAAGCAGUUACGGUGCUUUGGGUCAACGAAGCAGGAUGAGAUUGCUCUAGAUCUCGCUGAUAUCGUCCAAAAUGUUCGUGGGAUAUUGGAGCGAAUGCUAUCUUCCCAAAUCGAGGUACAGCCAGAAGUUGCGAGAAAAUAUGGUGGAAAUAACCUUUUCAAGUGCCCUCGAUUCAGUUGCCAUUUUUUUCCGGUGGGGUUUCCAUCUGCGGACGAACGGGACAAACAUAUCCAAAGACAUGACCGGCCUUUUCGUUGCACGAUUGAAACCUGCCCCGGCUUCGUGAUUGGGUUUACGUCUGCAACGGAUCGAGAGAAGCAUGUGAAGGAGAUACACUCGAGUAUAACAGCCGAAGACGAAGAGUUCCCCACCGACCAAGAAGUGCAGCGCAGUAUCGACAAAUCCAUGCCGGAAAAUGAUGUCCCAACCUCAACGAACCCAAUCGAAUCUUCCGAAUCCUCCGAAUCGGAGACAGAAGCCAUUCACCAGCAUGUGCCUCGACCCAAGCGACAACGACAGACACAGUUUGUUUGUGAACACUGCUCGAAGGUCUUUGGGAAACGUUACAAUUGGCAGUCCCACCUGCGAACCCAUUCGAUUGAGCAGCCGUGCAAAUGUCCUGAAUGUGAAGUCAGUUUUGCGAGACUGAGCGACAUGAAGCGUCACAUGAAGACGAGUCAUAUGAAUGCAAGAAGGUAUCAUUGCGGUGGCGUUUUGAGGAAUGGAGACUCUUGGGGUUGUGGAAAAUCCUUUUCCAGGGCAGAUAUCUUGCGCAAGCACCAUACAUCCAGGGUCGGUCGGGCGUGCCUUGAUCCUUUCCUGCGAGAUCAGGAGCAGGCAUAUUCGCAGGCUCAAUAUACCAACGGCCAGCAAGCACCAUGA
Aspergillus terreus NIH2624 is the source of this 3117-nucleotide messenger RNA. RefSeq lists its product as uncharacterized. The transcript has 6 exons. NCBI's taxonomy places the organism in Eukaryota, Fungi, Ascomycota, Eurotiomycetes, Eurotiales, Aspergillaceae. The record is from RefSeq and is a predicted model, not a curated record. Bases 1 to 3117 code for a protein of 1038 amino acids.